This is a messenger RNA of Didymodactylos carnosus, 663 nucleotides long. The record is from the annotation of a GenBank genome assembly. Lineage: Eukaryota; Metazoa; Rotifera; Eurotatoria; Philodinida; Philodinidae.
AUGUCAAAAAGCUCAACGAUCGACGAAAUAAAAGUGGUUGUCAUUGGGGAUGGAUAUACCGGAAAGACAACACUGUGCGUUGUAUAUAAAGACGGACAAUAUCCACAAGAUCCAUAUGUGCCAACAAUUUUUGAAAACUAUGCAGCAACAGUUACUUUAUUUAAUAAAAAAUGGAUACUCAAUUUGUUCGAUUCUGCUGGUCAGGAAGAAUAUGAUCAAUUACGUAUCAUGGCUUAUCCAAAUACGGAUGUUUUUAUUUUAUGUUUUUCCGUUGUUGAUCCAGAUAGUUAUGCAAAUAUUCUUUCUAAAUGGAUACCAGAAUUAAAUCGCUAUUCUUCAAAAGUUCCUGUAAUAUUAGUUGGCACAAAAAUUGAUCUUCGCAGUGAUUUAACAACAUUAGAACAAUUGACUAAAAAACAACAAAAACCUAUUACACAAAAUCAGGGCGAGUAUUUAGCUCGUCUAUGUUCGGCUAAACGUUAUAUUGAAUGUUCAUCAAUGUUAAACUUUAAUGUUAGAGACGUAUUUGAUCAAGCUGUACACGCACAUAUGAUGCAUUUAAGGCGAACACAGUUAAAUUGUUCGUGGAUAAAUAGUUUAAUAUGUUGUGGUAGUAGAAGGUUGAAUAAUAAAAAACAUAAAAUACCAAAUAUUCAUGAUUAG